AUGGCAGAUGACAUUCUUCCUCUACAAGCCACACCCUCCAAUAUGAGGUCAGGAAAUGAUUUUGAACUAGUUUCUAGGUGUGGCCACCUAAGUUACCUGAAUGAUAGCCUUCAGUACCCAGAUCAAAGGAAUAAAAGAAUGGAUGCUGGCCCUGCAGAUGGGUCUUAUAAGCAGGAGAAACUAAUGAAAAUGACCUGGAUGCAGAAUACACCAGUGUGGGGUGACUCUCAGAUGAAGAAAGAGCAGUCUCCACAACUCACAAAGGGACAGGAACCAAGUCACUCCUUUUCUGGAUAUUCAACAAAUACUAAGUACAACCCACUCCAAAUAAAGGCAGAAAUAGCAAGUCAUCGGGAUAGGCUUUCCAGAUUAAAACGAGAGCUGACCCAGAUGAAGCAAGAACUGCUGUACAAAGAAAAGGGGUUGGAAACCCUGCAAGAGAUUGAUUGAAAGAUGUCAAGUGCUCACACCAGCUACAAACUGGAUGAGGCACAGGCUAUAAGGAGCGAACUCAGGACCAUCAAAACCAUUUGUACAGGUGAGAAGGAAAGGCGGGACCUGAUGCAAAGCCUGGUGAACCUUACCAAUGAUUUCAAGAAUUUCUCCUUUAUUACUGAGUCUCUGCAGGAUUUUUCUCAGAAUUCGGGCUCACUUGUAGAUUCUCAUUUGCCUCAACAGUUCUGUGAUGCUGUUUCUCAAACAGAUAUCAUUGGAGAGUUUGCCUUUGAUGAUAAAGCAAACCUUGUAGACCAAGUCAGACUUAAUCGGCAAUGUGAGGAGGACAGAAAGAGAGUCACAAAUAUCCAGAGGCAGCCCUCCCAGUUUGAGAGCGAGUCCUGGCUGGGCAUGGCCGAGGCCGACAGGGACCGGCUGCAGCUCAUCAAAGAGAAGGAGGCCCUGCUUCAGGAGCUGCAGCUCAUCGUCCAGCAGACGAGGCCGGCGGAAGACGUGGCCCGGCUGGAGGAGGAGCGGCGGCGCCUAGAGGAGGAGAUCCAGCGCUCCCAGGCCACAUCCGUGCAGGGUGCCACGGAAAGGAUUCUACUUCAGGAAAAAAGAAACUGUCUCCUGAUGCAGCUGGAAGAAGCCACCUGCCUAAUGUCCUAUCUCCAGUCCGAGUUACAAAGCCUGUCCGCCAGCACCCUGACCGUCUCCUCGGGGAGCAGCCGCGGCUCCCUGGCCUCGAGCCGGGGCUCCCCGAGCUCCGUCAGCUUCACCGACAUCUACGGCCUCCCGCAGUACGAGAAGCCCGACGCCGAGGGCGGCCCGCUCCUGCGCUUCGACCUCGUCCCCUUCGACUCCCUGGGCCGGGACGUCCCCUUGGCGGACGCCCCGGGCCCCGCAGACCUCCACAAACAGAGGCGCUCCCUGGACACGCCACAGUCCCUGGCGUCCCUGUCCUCGCGCUCCUCGCUGUCCUCGCUGUACCCACCCAGCUCGCCCUUGGACACGCCCUUCCUCCCGGCCUCGCGAGACUCGCCCCUGGCCCAGCUCGGGGACGCCUUCGAGGUGGCGGGCCUGGGCCCCCUGUACAGGCUGCGUGCUCAGGCCUCCGCCGUCGGGGACGAGGACCCGCCGGGCGCGGCGUCCCUGCCGCCGCACGGGUGCCCCAAGGACGGGGAAGGACCUCGCGAGCGAGGACCCCAAGCCGCUGCCGCUCCCAUGGCUGCAACAGCGACCCCCCGAGAAGACAGCGCCCAGAGGCUGGAGCGGAGAGCGCGCUGCGUGUCCACCUGCCUGUCCGAUUACUCGCUGGCCAGCGACAGCGGCGUGUUUGAACCUCCCACCAAAAGGAGUGAGGAUGCUGACGACCCUGCGCGUGGAGACGCUUCUGGUAACGAGGGCCCCCAGAUCCAUGUUGGAUUUUUGCACGACAGUGCCAGCGAGUGUCUCCUCGUGAACGUGCUCCAACUGAAGAACUUUGCCGGGCUGGUGGUGAAGGAAGACUGCAAAAUACACGUCUGCAUCUGUUUGCCUCUGCUUGACCCCGACACACCAAACACGUUCUGCUCUAAGGCUCUGGAAUUGAAAGCCCCCUUGGCGUUUAAUGAAGUUUUCAGAAUCCCUGUGCAUUCAAACAUGGUGAUGUUGAAGUCCCUUCAGUUAUACAUGUGCUCAGUGAAUCCUCAGUUGCAGGGAGAACUGUUGGGCAUUGGUCAGAUUAACUUGGCAGAUUACGAUGGUUCGAGCGAGAUGCAGCUGCGCUGGUACUCGGUGCAGGUGUUCACCGGCCCCGAGCCCCACCGGCGGGACGACGAGUGGCUGGGACACAACGACUCCCGGGACCCUGUGCCCGCCACCUCUCGGAAGUCAGACGCGGUGACGGUGCUGUUGGCGAGAACCAUGGCCCAGCUGCAGGCGGUGGAGAGAGAGCUGGCUGAGGAGCGGGUGAAGCUGGAGUACACGGAGGAGGAGGUCGUGGAGAUGGAGCGCAGGGCGGAGCAGGCCGAGGCUGUGUCCAAGAGGUGCAUAGGGGUAUUUUCUACUAGGAAAAAGGAGUGCCUUCGUUUAAGUUCUCCUAAUUAUAUUUCUAAAGGUAAUGAUUUAAGGGUCUUAAUAUUUGCAUUAGAAACGCCUACCAUCUGUACCGAGACCCUUUCCAAUGUAGCACAGCGUGUUUGGGAAGAAAAUGCCAAUUCUCGUUUCUUCUCUCAGGCAAAGGUUGAUAAGGAAACCAACACAGAAGAUCUCUUCCCAGAAGAGGUGGCGAGUCUGCCGAAGGAAGGGCCCGGCCGCAGGGCCCGCGGCUCGCCCUUCACGCGGAGCAGCACCAUUGUCCGUUCCCAGACUUUCUCGCCCGGAGCACGAAGCCAGUACGUUUGCAGCCUUUAUCGUAGUGACAGCGACAGUUCAACGCUGUCCCGGAAGUCUCCCUUUGUCUGAAACACUUUGGAAAGACGAACCCUUCGCUAUAAGCAGCCCUGCAGGUCCUCCCUGGCGGCGCUGGCGGCGCGCACGUUCCUGGACCUGCAGGCGACGCGGACGUGGCAGCGGCAGCUGAACGAGGAGCUGUGCGCCCUGCGCGAGCUGCGCCAGCGCCUGGAGGACGCCCAGCUCCGCGGCCACGCCGAGCCCCUGGCCUGGCUGCUGCGCAAUGAGCGCUUCCGGAGCCUGCUGCGGGAGGCCGAGAGGCAGAGGAGACAGACCAAACCUGACUUCCAUCAAGAACAGGCAGCUGAGAAGAUGCUGAAGAAGGCCUCCAAAGGGGUGUGCCAGCUGCGCAGGCAGAACCUCAAAGAGCCCAUCCAGGUGCAGGCGUUCAGGGAGAAGGUAACAAUUUUCAAGAGACCAAGGACCAACAUACCUCCGCUGCCGACUGAUGAUGUUUGAUGAAGUAUUUAUCUGCCU
This is a messenger RNA of Mesoplodon densirostris (Blainville's beaked whale), 3345 nucleotides long. RefSeq names its product protein WWC3-like. Gene Ontology annotation, biological process: regulation of hippo signaling; cell migration; regulation of DNA-templated transcription. Gene Ontology annotation, molecular function: molecular adaptor activity; kinase binding. NCBI's taxonomy places the organism in Eukaryota, Metazoa, Chordata, Mammalia, Artiodactyla, Ziphiidae. The record is from RefSeq and is a predicted model, not a curated record. Gene Ontology annotation, cellular component: cytoplasm.